This is a messenger RNA of Xenopus tropicalis (tropical clawed frog), 3752 nucleotides long. RefSeq names its product lymphotoxin beta receptor (gene ltbr). Lineage: Eukaryota; Metazoa; Chordata; Amphibia; Anura; Pipidae. The transcript has 9 exons. The record is from RefSeq and is a predicted model, not a curated record. The coding region runs from base 344 to 1177 and encodes 277 amino acids. Gene Ontology annotation, biological process: immune response; positive regulation of canonical NF-kappaB signal transduction; hematopoietic or lymphoid organ development.
CCCCCUCCACCCCUGGGCUUUAGCCCCUCCUCUCUAACUCCUAAUUCCUUACUACACUAACACAGAGACAGCUGUAAACCAGAAGCUCAAGUUCAUUGAUAAUGAGACAGCACUGCCUGGAAACCAAGUUCAUGAGUGAGAAGCCCCAGAGGGGGGCAUGAAUGUGAGUGACAGGACCCCUGACUGAGCGAAAGCACCAAGACUGUGAGGAGGUACAACUGGGAAUCCCUGCCCGAUGGUGUAGAGCAGCCCAGGACUAGAGGACACACACCUGGCCACAAGGGAUCCCUCUCUCAGGGGUGGUGGGACAUCUGCCCAACUUGGACUCCAUACUCCUGAAGCUAUGAAGGUUGGACCUGUCCCCUGGCUCUUCCUCCUGCUGCUGGGGAGUUUAUGGAGGGAUGCGCAACAGGCCCCAAAGAAUGAAAAGGACUGCGGAGAACAUGAAUAUUUUAACUUCAAACACAAAAAGUGCUGCUCCAAGUGCCCCCCAGGCACAUACGCCUCUUCCCAGUGCAACGCUAAAUCCAACACAACCUGCACGCCGUGCCGCAGCGACUUCUACACCGAGCAGUGGAACUACGCCGACCGAUGUAGGAUGUGUUUCCCCUGUCCCAAAGAUACUAGACUGGUGGCCACUGUGAAUUGCUCUGCCACCACCGCUACUGUCUGCGAGUGCCAAUAUGGGUUUGUGUGUGAGGUAAACAACGCACUGGGGAAGUGCAUGAACUGCAAACGUGUCGCCACCCCCCCACCUACAAUGGAACCCUCCACAGAUCAAGGUAAAAAUGAUGGAACUAAUGAAAAUGAAGAUAACGGUGCCCCCCUUUCGAUUAUAAUCCCCGUGGCUAUUGGUUUGAUCCUGUUUGCGUGUAUAAUAUUAUUACUUUUUCCUAAUACACGCGUUUUGAAGAGAAUAGUUCGUGCAAUGGGCACCAAGAAGGACAACAAAUCAUCAUCCUUAGUAGAUGCCAAGACUGAACAAGGCGUAACUCAGGAUCAAGAGAAGCUGUUACCUUCACCUAGUUCAUAUGCAACUAUUGUCGAGCGCAACAAGGGACAACCCUAUGGCAAUAACUGUCCUACUCAAGAUGCCACAGGCCCCAUCCAAGUUCAAGAUGAUAAUCUUCCAUUCCCCAUAAAAGAAACACAAACACCAGAGACUGAAGAACCAUGAUCCAAGUCAUGAAUGGCAUAAGGACAGAAGUAAUAGAAGUUACUCUGCGAGAAAACAAACACCCCAUAAAAAAAGUUCGGAACCUGUGUUUUGCAGUCUCAAACAUGUGUCUGUGUAGAGCAGUGGUUCCCAACCUGUGGGGUGGCCCAGACUGAAGGCCACUUAGGAGACAACUUGGAAGAGUGCCUCAUUUGUCACUUAGAUAUUCCAGGGAGAUCAGCUUGAGAUUUGAGGGUGAAGAUGUACAGUAUUCGCUGCCCUUCAUAUUCUUGGAACUGAUGUCUACAUAUAACUAGAACCUUGUGAUGAGCUGAGGAGAUCCUCCAAAGUGAUGGGUCUCAACCUGAACAAGUCCACCGAUGUAGAACAAAUGUGAGCUCAGCUGAACAACAUUCAUCUGAUCUCGAUUGUGGUGGUGGUUUGGAACACAAGUGACAUGACUGAACAAACUGAAGUCCUGUAUGGCCAAGGACUCCACUGCCUGGGAUUCAGAAUAGGCCCACAGAGGCCCAACCCAAGAAAUAGUAACUGCCUAUGGCACCUUACAGCAGCCCCUCUGGCAUUUGCCAGAACCUACAGAUUGCCAGCCCGGGCCUGAUAAUAUACAUGGCAUCAUUUAUUUACAUUAUGUCCCCUGAAUAUAUGGAUAUUUGGUGCCUACCACGGAAAAAGUUGGACUGUAUAAGACUAUGACAAUACAGGAAUAGAUAAGUGGUCUCUGGCACAAACCUGGGCACUGCUGGUAUCUGGCCUACAUGAAGUUCUGACCAUGGAUUAUACCACUUCCUAAUAGAAUACAACUCCGCGUCAAAUAGGAACCGGCCUUGAGCCCAGUAAUCACUAUGGGCCCCAUACUACAUAUCAGGGGUCCUCAAACUUCUUAAGCAAGGGGCCUUAUUAUGUCCCCGCAGACUGUUGGGGGGCCGGACUGCCAUCACCACCCCCAUCAUCAAACUGUGGCCCACUCCUGCAUUCUCUUCCAGCACCCCCCCCCCACAUUCCGUUUUUCCAUCCACCCUCCCGCUGAGUCCUACCUCUUCCAGUUCCCCCCAGUCUGCUGUCCGUCUUCCCAAAGAGAGUCCUCUUUCUGUAAGCGGUUCGUCCUCCCUCUCAGCUCCCCCAUCCCGCUCCCCACUGAGUCCUCUCUCUACGCUGCCAGAGGUGAGGGCGCAGCGGGGGGCCGGGUAAAUUAUCCUGGGGGGGGGUGGAUUUGGCCCGCGGGGCGUAGUUUGAGGACCCCUGCUACAUAUCCUCAGAAUAUACUCAGCCUCUCCCCACUAAUGCUAAAACCUAUCCUCCAAUCCACCAAACCCAAACCAACAAUACAAAUGUAAAUAUAAAUCUGUUAGUAAACAAGGAAGUAAAGAGACACAAGGGGAAAUCCCCUGAGCUGGAAUGUAAGUUUAUAGGGCACUUACCUCCCUCCCUGCACAAGCUCUAAAUAACUUCUGUAGAACCUCCCCAUUGUCUCAGCCGUCAUGGAAGCUUAGGAGACCAGCAGGUCAUUUGUUUUUAUUGUCUUUGUUGAUAGCUGGAUUUUGUGCCAGAACCUGCUAAGCAGACUCUGUAUAUUGCUCUGUUGGUAUAUAAAGGGCUAGUGUACCCUUAAAUAACCAAGCAGUACCGGUAGAUAGGCAAUGCUGGCACAGCUUUAUGGUAUCUCUAUGCACUGGCUAUAGCAACACCCAGCUAGCUGUUCCCACUGGGGGACAUCUUUUUAUCAUGGGGAGCCCUAGGCAAAACAAAGUACUGUAUGCGGGGCCUCAUUACUCUGAAAUUAGGGAUUUUUUAACAUAUGAAAACUCAGGGGAGCACUUUUUUGCACAAUUACUUUCAUUUCUAGGGAGCAUUUAAGUUCUCCUUAAUUGUUUAAUCUACCAAUUAAAACAAGAAAAGUUGCACUACUCCAAUAGGGCCACAGCAGACUCCAGAGACCCUUUAAAAUAUUCUCAUAUGUCCCCUAAAGGGAAAGUGUACCCUGUUAUACAACAUGAGUGCAGUAAAUAGGGCUUGGGCUGAAUAUACUUUCUGCCUAUUGCUUUAUUCAGAAAAAAACUUUUGUUAUUUCUUGAGCUAAACAGAGCAAAAAGGAAAAAAAACUGAAUCUACUCCAUGUUUGGUCCUUGCGAGGCAGAUAAUUAGUUUCCCACGCACAAGUAAUCCCCCUGCAUAAUGAACUCCUGCUAACAAGACUCAAGAAAGAGUGAAGGAAGCGGGGUUGUACACUGGUAAUCUAAUUAUCUACCUCGCGAGGACCAAACAUGGAGUAGCUUCCAUUUCCCUUUACUGGCAAUGGGGAAAGGCUUACCAAAAAGAGAGGUGUGGUAGGUGGUUCCAGAAAUUAGUGGAGGUGGUCAGGCGCGGAGUCAGGGUGCCAGAAAACGUUUGUUGGGUGGCAAAACCUACCCCCAACCAUAAUCAUCUUCCGUUGUGCCUAGGGGGUGUGGUCUAUCAAAACUGGGACAGGGCCUAAAAUGUGCGGAAACAGGGAAAGCCGGCCUACAAGGAAGCCUUUGUAUAAGUACUUCCUGUCCAUUUCUAUGAAAUGUCUUCAUAAAAUUCAAUUUUUGUCUAA